AUGGUGGCAGCUGUACUCCCACUAUUGAAAUCUGCGACGAAGAGAAAACUGGCUGUGGCACUGUUUACUCCACCUACCCCCGCGGAAAAGACAUCAUAUGCCCUGGAUAAAGCUGAGGAAUAUUAUAAGACCAUAGAGUCUGGUAUUAAUCCAUCUGUACAGACUGUUUCAGACACUUAUGCAUUUCUGAUUAAUCCUCCAUCCGAGUUCUACCCAAGUGUUAGUGCUGUAGGGUUUUCUGCAAUCCUCAGACUUUACCCUGCCAAAGGUAGGUGUGAAACUGUUCUCUUCCCCAUUAGAUUGAUGAUGCUGAGCUCCUCCAUGUUUUACCCACAGCACGCUGCCUUUCUGGCCAAGGAGGCCAAAGACCAGAUAUCCAGUUUGGGUUCACAGCUACGUGUGCAUUUGGAGGACAUGCGGAAGGGAAAAUCACGUGGGAAGAAGGUGAGCACAGAGAACAUGAAGUUCUGCAAUGUUUCCAUCAGAGUCUCAGACUAA
This is a messenger RNA of Neoarius graeffei (lesser salmon catfish), 498 nucleotides long. RefSeq names its product MICOS complex subunit MIC26-like. The transcript is spliced from 6 exons. The record is from RefSeq and is a predicted model, not a curated record. Bases 1 to 498 code for a protein of 165 amino acids. Gene Ontology annotation, cellular component: MICOS complex. Lineage: Eukaryota; Metazoa; Chordata; Actinopteri; Siluriformes; Ariidae. Gene Ontology annotation, biological process: cristae formation.